This is a messenger RNA of Gossypium raimondii (Peruvian cotton), 5388 nucleotides long. RefSeq names its product histidine kinase 2. Gene Ontology annotation, biological process: phosphorylation; phosphorelay signal transduction system. The transcript is spliced from 14 exons. Lineage: Eukaryota; Viridiplantae; Streptophyta; Magnoliopsida; Malvales; Malvaceae. Gene Ontology annotation, molecular function: phosphorelay sensor kinase activity. The record is from RefSeq and is a predicted model, not a curated record. Bases 814 to 4611 code for a protein of 1265 amino acids.
ACUAGAUGAUGAGAUAAUCAUGUACCGCAAAACCUCAGUUUCAAAUGCUGGACUCCAAACUGAGUAUAGGGAGAAAGGGGGGCCAGUGAGUGUUAAAAAAGGGAAAAAAAAAGUUUCAAAUGCUGGACUCCAAACUGAGUAUAGGGAGAAAGGGGGGCCAGUGAGUGUUAAAAAAGGGAAAAAAAAAAAAAGAAACAAGUUAAUAUCUUCUCUCUCUCUUUAUCCAAAGUCUGAUGAUUGAUUCCAGUUGGGUUACCGCACAAACCAACUGGGUUAAAGUCCAAAAUUUUGGUUUCAAGAUUAGAUUUUUUUAAAAUAAAUAAAAAAGUUGCAGUCUUGAUUCCUUCUUUUGAUCUAAAGCCUUUGAGAGUAGGUUGAGUAAGCUUGGUAUAGAAAGAAAAAAAAAGAGAGAGGCUAUUUUUUACUUCAUUAAAUGAUUCCCUCACUGGUUGCCCAAAACAAGCGCUGGGUUGGGUUCUGGUUGUUUUGUUUUGGCAUGGUUGCUGAUCCUGUCUUGGGUGUUGUUUCAAAAACAAGGUAAGGUUUUUGAUGGGAGAAUGAAAAGAAAAGGAAAAUAUUUUAAGUGUUUGAACUAUAAAGUGGAUGGUAAAGAGAGAGCAAAGAGUUUUGGAGUUUGGACCACUUUGCUUUCUUGGUAUGGUAGAUAGAUGGAGCUUUUUUUUUGUCAAGAAGUGAGGUGGUGAGCUAUGGUACUUGGUUAGGUGAAGAAUUAUUCAGGGUUUCGUUUUGGGAAAGUUUAAAUCUGCAGUGGAAUUUGUGAUCUUUGGGGGUCACCUUGCAGGUUUUACUUUCAUGAGUUGUUCUUCUGGAACUGGGAAUUUUGUGAAGCUCUCAGGGCUCCUCGGGGAAAUACAUAGAUGUGCUUUAGUCAAGAUGUCUAUGAACGGCAAAUUUCCCGCUUCUACUUGUAGAUUGCCAGCAAAUUCCAGGCUAAAAAAGGCUAAGGAGAUUAUGCAUCGAUCCAAUUCUUUCAAGAAAUGGAACAGAUACCUUAUCUUCCUUUGGCUUUUAGGCUUCCUUUCUGUUGGGUUUAUUUGGUUCUUGACAAGUGUACCCUCGGAGGGGACUGAGAAAAUUCCCCCUUCUUGUGAAGACAACGCAAGAAUCUUGCUCCAACAUUUCAAUGUUAGCAAGAACCAGCUUCAUGCUUUAGCUUCUUUCUUCUACGAAUCAGAUCAGGUAGCAUUCCUUGAAUGUUCCAGACAUUCAGGUCCUGAAAAGCCAUCAAGUGAUGAUAUUACCUGUGCUCUUAAUGUUCUGUGUUCAAAGAAGCCAGACUUUGAAAAGCAGAUGUGGGUUGCAAAAAGUUCAGAACUUAAGGAUCAAUGCCCAGUUCGGGUUGAGAAUACUCCCAGUGCACAUGACUUGUCAUUUCCAGAGCACGAUUCUUAUGUUGUACUGAAUGCUGUUUCAUCAUUACCAUGGGAGCAUCACACCAGCAGAAAGAACAUCUCGCGAAGAACUGCACCAGGAGUCCAGUCAAAAGACCAUUGUGAGAACUUGUCUUUUUGUAUGGUGAAAGGAUGUUGGUUGCUUCUUGUUGGACUGGUGCUGAGCUGCCAGAUUCCAGGAGUCCGUUUGAAGCUGUGGAGGAGCAGAGAGAGUGAGCCAGCUCCGUUGCAGCCUGUACCUCAGAAACUACAGCUGCUACUGCAACAGAAGCAUCAGCAGCAAGCUCAGGACCCUCCCAAGGGUGCAGGGAAGUGGAGAAAGAAACUCCUAAUAAUAUUUGUACUAAUGGGGAUCCUUACAUCCAUCUGGUUAUUUUGGCAUUUAAACCAGAAGAUCAAUUUGAGGAGAGAAGAGACUCUUACCAACAUGUGCGAUGAAAGAGCACGGAUGUUGCAAGAUCAAUUUAAUGUUAGCAUGAAUCAUGUUCAUGCUCUGGCUCUUCUUGUAUCAACUUUUCACCACGGGAAGCAUCCAUCUGCUAUUGAUCAGAAAACAUUUGGUGAAUAUACCGAGAGAACAGCUUUUGAGAGGCCACUUACCAGUGGGGUUGCUUAUGCAUUGAAAGUUCUUCACUCAGAGAGGGAGCAAUUUGAGAAACAGCAUGGAUGGACAAUAAAGAAAAUGGAAACUGAGGACCAGACUUUAGUCCAAGAUUGCCUAACUGAAAAUUUGGAUCCUGCACCCGUUAAAGAUGAAUAUGCACCAGUGAUAUUUUCACAAGAAACCGUUUCUCAUAUUGUCUCUAUUGACAUGAUGUCUGGAAAGGAAGACCGUGAGAACAUUUUGCGGGCAAGGGCAACUGGAAAGGGAGUAUUGACAUCACCUUUUAAGCUGUUAAAAUCCAAUCACGUUGGUGUUGUGCUCACAUUUGCUGUUUAUAACAAGGAUUUGCCUCCAGAUGCUACUCCAGAGUUACGUAUUGAAGCAACAAUGGGGUACCUAGGUGCAUCAUAUGAUGUCCCCUCCCUGGUGGAGAAGCUUCUGCACCAACUUGCUAGCAAUCAAACAAUUGUUGUCAAUGUUUACGAUACAACCAAUUCGUCUGCUUCCAUAAGCAUGUAUGGUACUGAUGUAACUGAUACUGGCCUACUGCAUGUAAGCAGCCUCGAUUUUGGGGAUCCAUUAAGGAAGCAUGAGAUGCACUGCAGGUUCAAGCAAAAACCUCCAUUACCCUGGACGGCAAUCAAUGCAUCACUAGGAGUCCUAGUUAUCACUUUACUUGUUGGUCAUAUCUUCCAUGCAGCUAUAAGUCGAAUUGCAAAAGUUGAGAAUGACUACCGUGAGAUGAUGGAGCUCAAAGCUCGUGCUGAAGCUGCAGAUAUAGCAAAAUCUCAGUUUCUAGCUACUGUUUCCCAUGAGAUCCGGACUCCAAUGAAUGGUGUUCUAGGUAUGCUGAAGAUGCUGAUGGACACGGAUCUUGAUGCGGUCCAAAGGGACUAUGCUGAGACUGCUCAUGCUAGUGGGAAAGAUCUUAUCUCGCUGAUAAAUGAGGUCCUUGAUCAGGCUAAGAUAGAAUCAGGCAGGCUUGAACUUGAGGAUGUGCCCUUCGAUCUACGUUCUCUUCUUGAUAAUGUUCUCUCACUCUCCUCGGACAAAUCUAAUGAUAAAGGGAUUGAGUUGGCGGUUUAUGUUUCUGAUCGGGUUCCCGAAGUUGUUGUUGGUGAUCCUGGGCGGUUUCGGCAAAUAAUUAUCAAUCUUGUUGGAAAUUCAAUUAAGUUCACGCAGGAUAAGGGACAUAUUUUUGUCUCAGUGCAUCUGGUAGAUGAAGUGAAAGGUGCAUGUGAUGUGGGAGACAAAGUGUUACAACAAGGCUUGAACUUGGUUCAAGAUAUGUCAAGCAAGACAUACAACACGUUAAGUGGCUUUCCGGUGGUAGACAGAUGGAGGAGCUGGGAGAAUUUUAAAACAUUAAAUAGCAAAGAUGCAGUGGAGGACCCUGAAAAGAUUAAAUUACUGGUGACUGUUGAGGAUACAGGUGUGGGAAUUCAUUUGGGUGCUCAAGAUCGGAUUUUCACUCCUUUUGUGCAAGCUGACAGUUCAACUUCACGACAUUAUGGUGGGACUGGAAUAGGAUUGAGCAUCAGCAAACAUCUGGUGGAACUCAUGCAUGGGGAGAUAGGGUUUGUCAGUGAACCUGGCAUUGGCAGUACUUUCUCAUUUACUGGAUCUUUUGCAAAAGGUGAAGUGAGUUCUUUGGAUUCAAGGUGGAAGCAAUAUGAUCCAGUGGUUUCAGAGUUUCAAGGUUUGAGAGCACUGGUUGUUGAUAAUAGAAGCAUACGAGCUGAGGUCACUAGAUACCAUCUACGGAGAUUGGGAAUAUCUGUGGAUAUAACAUUGAGUAUGGAGUCAACAUGCACCUAUCUGUCAAACGCUUGUGGCACAAGUGACUUUGCUCAUUUGGCCAUGAUUCUUAUAGACAAAGAUGCUUGGAACCAGGAAAGAGUUCUUCAGUUCCGUUCCUUGCUCAAAGAACAUAGGCAGAAUGGCAGGAUAAAUGUUUCAACGAACUUCCCUAAGAUUUUUCUCUUGGCUACCGCCAUGACUCCUCUUGAACGAUCCAAGCUUAAGACUGCUGGUUUUGUAGAUAAUGUACUGAUGAAGCCUCUUCGGUUGAGCGUCAUCAUUGCCUGUUUCCAGGAACUCCUAGGAAAUGGUAGAAAGGACCAGGUACAUAGAAAGAAAAGUACACUCGGGACCCUACUUAGAGAAAAACGAAUUUUAGUGGUUGAUGAUAACAAGGUUAACAGAAGAGUGGCAGAAGGUGCUUUAAAGAAAUAUGGAGCAAUUGUUUCCUGUGUGGAAAAAGGCCAGGAUGCGCUGGACAAGCUUAGACCACCCCAUAAUUUUGAUGCCUGCUUCAUGGAUCUUCAGAUGCCGGAAAUGGACGGGUUUGAAGCAACUAGGCAAAUCCGCAGUGUGGAGACUCAGGUCAAUGAAAAUAUUGCUUCUGGAGAAGCAUCAAUUGAUAUGUAUGGAAAUGUGUCUUACUGGCACAUUCCAAUAUUGGCAAUGACAGCUGAUGUCAUCCAGGCUACAAACGAAGAGUGCAUGAAAUGUGGGAUGGAUGGCUAUGUGUCGAAGCCUUUUGAGGAAGAGCAACUUUAUUCAGCUGUUGCAAGUUUUUUCGAGUCUGGUUGAUAUAGUGGGUGUUGGUUGAACUAACUUUCUUCAGGUUGACCCCUUGUGACUCUCGGUUGUCUGACAAGUGACUAGUCCUUGCCUCAUACUGGUGGACAUCCGAAUUAUGCCAAAAAAUGGUAUCAUGCAGCCAAACCAUUUGAUAUCACCCAAAACAGGUUUCGGAUGUUUAUGGUGUGUUCUUUGUCUUCAGGUAUGCUGAGGUUGCAUCCAUGAUUUUGCUUUUGACUGUGUUGAAUGAAAAACCAUGGAAGAAUUCGAAUCCUUAGGACCUGUUGUUUGUCAUCCAUUUUCUUGCCAAGUACGAGGGAGAAUGGUCCUUUUCCUGUAGUAUCCAAUUUAUAUUUAACUGUAAUUAAGUGACAUCCAUUCUUUUUCCCCUCGUUAUAUGGUCUCAGCCAAAAAAUAAAAUAAUUUUUUUUUAUCAUUUUAUGUAGAUUUUCCAUGUUUCAAGCACUUUGUGUUGGAAAAUCUUCACUAAAAGUACAUGGUUCGAGGUUAGAACUAUUCAUUUAUUCGAGUUGAAUGUAGGCAUUUUGAAAUCUUACUGUUUUUAUUUUUAGUUUUUCAAAUUGGCUUGAAAGGGUGAUCCAAUUGAUGGUUGGAAGUUGGGAAUGCAUUACUGUCAUCUCUGCUGAAAGAUUGGGUUCUUAGUCAGUGCUUCCUGUAACCAUGAGUUUUCGUUGUAUAUUAUUCCUUUAUUUUAUUAGUACACAACCAGUGUAAAUUAUUUUUGACAUGUGCUUGUAAGUAAUAAAUUGCUUGCUUUUAAUUCGA